AAAUGUAAAAUCUGGUUUAAACCGGUUUCCUAUCUUAAUAUUUCAAUAUAAAAAACUAAAUAAACAUACACAGCCGUUAUUGUAUUUAGCACACUGUAAGGAGAGCACGACGGUGUCCUGCGUCUGAACCCUUACCUCCACAAAAAAACCUGAUUUUUUUCUGAUUUUUUUCUCUGCCUUUUUAAAAACCAGGAUGCCUAAAAGAAAGGCUGAUGGAGACAAGGCUGCCAAAGCCAAGGAAGAGCCAACCAGGCGCUCUGCAAGACUCUCUGCCAAACCGGCUCCUCCCAAGCCAGCCCCCAAGCCUAAGAAAGCUGCCCCCAAGAAAGCAGCCAAAGGAAAGAAGGGCGCGAAUCCUGCUGAGAAUGGAGAUGCCAAGGCAGAGCAGGCGCAAAAAGCCGAAGCCGCAGCAGACGCCAAAUGAAAAGCCAAGCAAUUGUUUAAUGCUUCUGUGUACUUGGUGACUGUACAGUUUGAAAUAACUAUUUUUUACCAAGUUUUAUAUUAAGAAUAUCGUUUAUAGUUUGUUGUUUGCCUUCAUGUCCAUUUUUAAUGAAGCCGCCCACACCCUUGCUAAAAUAUUUUGCCCUCGCUUAAUUGGUUUUAAUCACCUGGACAGUUUUCUGGGUCUUUUAAUUAUAUUUUAGACACCAAACAUUCUCAUAAGGCAGCUAUAGUGUGUUUUAAACUGUUCUCGUGUGCUUACAGAAAUACUGUAUUUUAAUUCUUGCAUUAUGUUUAUUAACGCAUUUAAGACAAAACAAUCACUAAAUUUUGAACAGAAAGUCAACCAUGGAUAAAUUCAUAAUAUGAAGUCUCCAAACUGUUAAAAAUGUUGUUUUUAUUCUAAGUUAUAUACACCAAUAUUGGAAAGAUGAUUUGUGACUCCUAAAAUCACUUGUUCUAAAUGGUUUUGAAUAAAAUAAAGAUUUCAGAAAAAUGUG
Messenger RNA from Pangasianodon hypophthalmus (striped catfish), 944 nucleotides. It is a transcript of the gene hmgn2, whose product is annotated as high mobility group nucleosomal binding domain 2. Lineage: Eukaryota; Metazoa; Chordata; Actinopteri; Siluriformes; Pangasiidae. Gene Ontology annotation, molecular function: nucleosomal DNA binding. Gene Ontology annotation, cellular component: nucleus; chromatin. The coding region runs from base 194 to 424 and encodes 76 amino acids. The transcript is spliced from 6 exons. The record is from RefSeq and is a predicted model, not a curated record. Gene Ontology annotation, biological process: chromatin organization.